Messenger RNA from Limanda limanda (common dab), 1145 nucleotides. RefSeq lists its product as uncharacterized. Bases 5 to 1057 code for a protein of 350 amino acids. The transcript has 6 exons. Lineage: Eukaryota; Metazoa; Chordata; Actinopteri; Pleuronectiformes; Pleuronectidae. The record is from RefSeq and is a predicted model, not a curated record.
GGAAAUGCUGCUGCUGCCCGACGACCCCGAAAGAGACUCGAUACCACAGAUUCCAGAUAUGGACCCACCAAGUGAUGCUAAAGACAAAGCCCACAGCGAGAUUAGGAUCUCAAACGUAGUGUCCACGAUGAACGGAGGUCCCCUGAACGUUACCUCGCCAUCACCACCACUGAGCGACGGAGACGGUCUUGCACCCACAGACAGGAUCCUGAUGGAUGCGAUUAAUGGUGUGUCCCGCCAGAUCACUGCUUUGCAACGUGAAAUGAAUCAAAAGCUGGACGAGUUAACUCAAACCGCCGCCGCAAGCCAAGCUCUGCUGGUUUCCAUGGACGAGCGGCUGACUGCCCUGGAGAGGUACGGGCCCAGUGGGCCGGAGCCGAAGAGGAAAAGACGGGCGCAGUGUCCCAAGCUUGCGGAAUCUGUGCGACGUCUCCAUAACUCCAAGACAAAUUGCAAGCGCUAUGAUCCAGAGGAAUCCAUAAGCUCCCGACACAACGAGGCCGUGACUACACAUUUGGUCGAUACACUCGCUGGAAAUCCGGAUUGGCGCCGUCUAGGAACCGACCUCAUUGUUUCUGCAUGUAAGACCUACUAUGCAACGGUACGGAGGAACUUCUGCUAUGGUCAACCAGAAUUUGAACAUCUGGGAACUGUACGGAAAAGUUCAGCUCGGACUCGUCAGAGAAGGAAGAGGUUGCUUGUAGCGAGGCAGAGUGUCCUGGUGCCAGAUGAGGUGGAGUUCUGGAGUGGCAUUACCAUCGACAUGAUGUCGGAUGAGGAGGACGGCACAUCUGAGGGGGUGUUUGGGUGGAUUGUGCGGCCUCCAUCCUUCCGCAGCCAGGAGCUCUCCGACCUUUGUGCCAGACUUCAGACUAGACUGGAAGCUGAUCCGAAGUACACAGUAAUGCGCCACAGGCGACUGUACACUGGGGCAGAUUCGGACAGAUUGCCACCCAAGUCCUACAAUCAUGAGAAUGCCAAGAACCAUUUUAAGCCAGAAAGAUUGCCACCCAAAUCCUACUAUCAUGAGAAUGCCAAUAACCAUUUUAAGCCAUAAAUUAGUCCCUAGAUCUGGGUGUAGACUGACUUUGGCUGACACUGCUUGGGCCAGUUUUGUUCACGCUGUAAAUAAAGCUUUGAUUCUA